AGUGCUGUUAUUUCAGUCGCCGUGAUACUUUCAAUCAAUUCGCUGCUAAAUUCGAAAUACACUCUUCAGUCUUCAAGUAUACCUUUUUCCUGAAGCUAAAAAAAUGGUGGCCACAGCAAGACCAUCGCUAAUAACAAAUGUUCCACCAUCAUAUUACUCGAAAACGAGCAGAGAAACACAAGUGUGGAUGGAUUCAAAACGCGACGAUGAUAAUGUAGAAAAUGGUUUAUGGCGCAUUCAUAAUACUUUAUACGAUUUGACUGACUUCAUAAAUAAACAUCCGGGCGGAUCUGACUGGCUAAGAAUAACCAAAGGUCAUGACAUAACCGAAGCCUUUCUCAGUCACCAUUUGGACACGAAAAAAUUGGAACCAUUUUUGGCAAAAUAUCGCGUGAAGGAAACAACUCGACCGAGAAAUGUAAAAUUGACCUUCGAAGAGAAUGGAUUUUAUAUGACGCUUCGCAGAAGAGUGGCCGCUAAAUUACCAGAAAUAAAGAAAAAAACGAAAAUUUAUUCGAAGUUCUACAUUGAUGGCCUAUUUGUACUCACACUAUUAACAGCUAUUCUCGCUCAACGCUUCCAUAGCAUAUCGAUGGCGAUGUUGUGUAGCUUAUUUUUCACGUGGACCGGUGUUUGUGCUCAUAACUACUUUCAUCAACGAGAUAAUUACAGAAUGAAAUAUUUCAAUUUAAUUUUCAUGAGCUACCGCGAUUGGCGCAUUAGUCACGCUCUGUCACAUCAUUUGUAUCCAAACUCUUUGCUUGAUAUGGAACUGAGCGCAUGGGAACCAUUUAUGGUGUGGUUGCCCAGUGCAACGGCAAAGACUCCAUUCCAACGUUAUGCCUCUUACAUUUAUUCACCGCCACUCUAUUGCUUCCUUUUUUUUAUUGAAUUUGGGAAAAAACUGUACUUCUCGGCGACACGCGGUUACAAAAUGUAUGCAGAUGAAUUUCUUCCAUUCAUUGUUCCGGUUGUUAUGUUCAUAUUUGGUGGUGAACACUCUGUAUUAUCUCUGUUAUCUGCUUUCAAAUUAUUCUUGGUCAUCACUUUAACGGGAGGUUUCAUUUUCGGAGUUAUUGGAUGGAAUGCUGGACAUCAUCAUCCGGAGGUUGUUCAUGAUGGAGAUGCAAUACGUAAAUGCUACGACUGGGGUCUGUAUUCAAUCGACACAAUAAUGGAUCGUCAAGAGUUACGCGGUAAUACACUUUUGGCCUUGGCAAAUUUUGGUGACCAUGCACUGCAUCAUCUAUUUCCAACUCUCGAUCACGGAAUAUUGCCGCAAUUGUACGAUAUUCUGUUUGAAACGUUACUGGAAUUUGAAGCCGAAUGUCAAUGUUAUCCAUGGUUUUUCGAAACAAUUAAAGGUCAAUUUCAACAAUUGUCACGCAUCGAACCAAUGAAACUCGAUUCACACGAAAGAUAUUUAUUGAAACAUGGCAAACAAACGAAAAUUACUGGCAGUGAAUAUGAUAAAAACGAAUAAAUCGAUGAUUAAUCUCUGAUAAUGUCAUUUUAAUGAUUUUACUUCUAUGCCGUAUUUGUACUUGCUUUGAAUUUAGAACACUUUUUUUAAUUACAGCAAUAAAUAACCCUCUAAUGCAUUAAUUUUUUUUCGA
This is a messenger RNA of Contarinia nasturtii (swede midge), 1616 nucleotides long. Its product is annotated as cytochrome b5-related protein-like. Gene Ontology annotation, biological process: lipid metabolic process. Gene Ontology annotation, cellular component: mitochondrion. Gene Ontology annotation, molecular function: heme binding. The record is from RefSeq and is a predicted model, not a curated record. The transcript is spliced from 6 exons. NCBI's taxonomy places the organism in Eukaryota, Metazoa, Arthropoda, Insecta, Diptera, Cecidomyiidae. Bases 104 to 1483 code for a protein of 459 amino acids.